AUGGCCUCAACAGUGAAGCAGAGGGCCUCAACAGCUCCUAGUGAAGCAGAGGGCCUCAACAGUGGAGCAGAGGGCCUCAACAGUGGAGCAGAGGGCCUCAACAGUGGAGCAGAGGGCCUCAACAGUGGAGCAGAGGGCCUCAACAGUGAAGCAGAGGGCCUCAACAGUGGAGCAGAGGGCCUCAACAUGGAGCAGAGGGCCUCAACAGUGGAGCAGAGGGCCUCAACAGUGGAGCAGAGGGCCUCAACAGUGAAGCAGAGGGCCUCAACAGUGGAGCAGAGGGCCUCAACAGUGGAGCAGAGGGCCUCAACAGUGAAGCAGAGGGCCUCAACAGCUCCUAGUGAAGCAGAGGGCCUCAACAGUGGAGCAGAGGGCCUCAACAGUGGAGCAGAGGGCCUCAACAGUGGAGCAGAGGGCCUCAACAGUGGAGCAGAGGGCCUCAACAGUGGAGCAGAGGGCCUCAACAGUGAAGCAGAGGGCCUCAACAGUGGAGCAGAGGGCCUCAACAGUGGAGCAGAGGGCCUCAACAGCUCCUAUGAAGCAGAGGGCCUCAACAGUGGAGCAGAGGGCCUCAACAGUGGAGCAGAGGGCCUCAACAGUGGAGCAGAGGGCCUCAACAGUGAAGCAGAGGGCCUCAACAGUGGAGCAGAGGGCCUCAACAGUGAAGCAGAGGGCCUCAACAGCUCCUAG
Molecule: messenger RNA, 690 nt
Organism: Coregonus clupeaformis (lake whitefish)
Lineage: Eukaryota; Metazoa; Chordata; Actinopteri; Salmoniformes; Salmonidae
Exons: 3
Coding region: 1-690 (229 amino acids)
Source: RefSeq, a predicted model, not a curated record